Molecule: messenger RNA, 1433 nt
Organism: Drosophila guanche
Lineage: Eukaryota; Metazoa; Arthropoda; Insecta; Diptera; Drosophilidae
Product: proline-rich protein 2-like
Exons: 2
Coding region: 10-1326 (438 amino acids)
Source: RefSeq, a predicted model, not a curated record
AGCAGCGGCAUGGCCUUCCCCGUGACAAGCGGACCAUCAAUGGAGAUAUUAGGCGGCAUGUCGGGUGACAUCUUCUGGCCGGAGGAGGUGCCGCCCGUGGUGGUGGGAUCGCCGCUCUGGCGUGCCAAGCGGCCCGUCAAGUGUCCCUACGGCUAUAACUGGCUCAAUCCCUACCAGAAGGAUCAAUGCGUGCGCAUUGCCUAUAGGCCGCGACAGCAGCUGGACACAAUCCGCAAGGACUUUGGCUGGUUUCUGCCCGAUAAGAACGCGGGCAAGAGGACCACCACGGCCAGGUAUCCAAGCCACAUCAUUCCCUGGUACGACUCGCCUGAAGAAAGACCACCACCCAGCUUACCAGUAGUGCACCGUCCUGUGGUUGUCGAAGAACAGGACGAGGAGUUAACGGAGGAAGAAGCUACCGAGGAGCCCAAAGAAGGAGCACAGAACCAGAAAACAACCGCAAAGCCACCAGAAGGCGGAGAAAAGAAACCUGAAGGGGGAGACAAGAAACCUGAAGGCGAAGGCAAACCACCUGAAGGGGGAGGCAAGCCACCAGCAGAAGGAAGCAAACUACCUGGAGGCGAAGGCAAACCACCUGAAGGGGGAGGCAAGCCACCAGCAGGCGAAGAAACUCCAUCUGAAGGCGAAGGCAAUCCACCUGAAGGCGAAGAAACUCCAUCUGAAGGCGCAAGCGAGCCACCAGCAGGCGAAGAAACUCCAUCUGAAGGCGGAAGCGAGCCAACAGAAGGCGAAGAAACUCCAUCUGAAGACGGAGGGGAGCCACCAGCAGGCGAAGAAACUCCAUCUGAAGACGGAGGGGAGCCACCAGCGGGCGAAGAAACUCCAUCUGAAGACGGAGGGGAGCCACCAGCAGGCGAAGAAACUCCAUCUGAAGACGGAGGCGAGCCACCAGCAGGCGAAAAAACUCCCUCUGAAGGCACACCACCGGGUAGAACUGUUGGAGGUAACCGAAAAUCGAGCAAGCGAAAGGCAAAGCCCAAGGUGCUGCCAAAGCGAAGGCCCGCAAGGAUGGAAGCUGUGGAGGAUAACCAAGAUGAAUGGCACCCCUGGAGCUGGUCAAAGCCAAGGAGGAGCAGCAAGCAGGCAACUGAGAAGGUCGUGGGCAGCGGCGAGAUCAUCACACAAAAACCAAAGCCCACAAUCCGUAAGGCUGCCACCAAGGCCAAACCAAAGACCACAAAGCAAAAUAUUACCAACAGAAAGCCGUUGUCCUUGAGCUCCCAGAAACCAAAGACCGCCAGAAAGAAGCCAUUGAAGACUUCACAGAUCGCCGAAGAGUUUCCGCUGUGGAGUUGGAACUCGUAGAAGAAAAUCGGGGCUGGAUUGGCAUUAGAUUAGAAUUAGAGCGUGGAAAAAUACCUUAAGUAAAACUGAAAACUGUGGCCAAGACACGCUUGAUAAGAGCCCCGUGA